Trypanosoma rangeli is the source of this 3051-nucleotide messenger RNA. Its product is annotated as putative hepatocyte growth factor-like. Lineage: Eukaryota; Euglenozoa; Kinetoplastea; Trypanosomatida; Trypanosomatidae. Gene Ontology annotation, molecular function: signaling receptor binding; endopeptidase activity. The coding region runs from base 1 to 3051 and encodes 1016 amino acids. The transcript has a single exon. The record is from RefSeq and is a predicted model, not a curated record.
AUGCUCUGCGGCCUCCAUCAGGUUAUCUUCUUUGCCCUCUUUCUCGUUUUGUUGACAGAUGGCGUGUAUGGAGGGAGUACGUGUGAUCCUGUCGAGGGGUAUUAUGUGCCAAACGGGGAGGACUAUCGGGGGCACGUGAAUGUGACAGAGAUGGGGAUUCCAUGCCGGAAAUGGAGUGAGCAACACCUGCACCUUCACGAUACACCUGUCUCAAGCUCCUUGACGGGUGUGGGAGACCACAACUAUUGCCGAAAUCCCAAUGGACUUGAGCGUCCUGGCUGCUUCACGAUGAACCCUUCCAUACAAUAUCAAUUCUGUGUUGUGGGACCCCCUUGUAACUGGCCGCCACUUGUGGCAAUUUUGCAGUUUGAACCACCGUCCGGCACACAUCUUCGAAUCAACCAACCUGUGAAAAUUGUGUGCUACCCACGUCCUUGUCAAAUUUACUACACAUUGGACGAUUCCAUACCUACAAAUGCAUCGGCUAGUCUCUAUUCACGACCCAUAGUCUUGACUGGGAACGCAACCGUAAAGGUUGUCUCCCUGUUUCCAGCGAUGAAAAUUUUGCGGGGUGAAGCAGUUUACACAUUACCUCCACUCCCAGCUCCAACAAGCGCCUAUUUUAGUCCGUUGCCAUCGGAAGUGCUUCAUGGCCCUGUGCUGGUUUUGCUCAAGGGGCUAAAAGUGAAUGAUGGAGCUCUUAUAUUUAAAAAUGAGGCCCUUCGCGGGUCUCUCUACGAGGGUCCGUUUUGGCUAAAUGAGAGCACAAAUGUGACAGCUGUCAUCAAUAGAGAGCAUAUUGUUCGUGCGAGCUACGUCUUUACGGCGACCGGCAUACCAGUGGAGAUGUACCCGGUUUCAGGGAAAUACAUUGGAGGCGUCUCCUGUCUUGUUUACCAAGCAGAUCCCAAGGCAAGCUAUGCUAUUUCAGUAAAUAAUUCCGUUUGGCAGCCUCUUACUAAAUUUGCUUUUAUUAUGGAUACUGUUGGUACCAACUUGGUGGGAGUGAGGUCGACGUCCUUGGGUGGCCUCAUGAAUGUUGUUUGGCGGAGAUAUGAGGUUGUUGAGGCGGUUCCUCCUCUGUUGUUACCUGCGCCAGAUGUUGUUUACACCCAACCCAUUCGUGUGACAUGCAAGGAUCCCAUGGGGCGGGCAUUGAGAUUGGAGAAGGGUAGCAAGGAGGAGUUUAUCUUUGCCAUCCCUCUUGACGCUCCUGGUCGGUUUUCUGUCAACUGCACCUAUGUGGACGAUCUGCACCAUGCAAGAGUCCAACACGCGGUGUACGAACUUCAGUCUACGCCUUUGCCGAGGCCGUUUUUGCUACCAACGUGUGGCCGAAGUUUCCCCAAGACGCCGCUUCUUCUUGUGCCGACAAUGCUACCUCCACCUGAGGCGGGGAACAAAUGGGAUUUAUCGCGGCUGAGGCUGAAAGCAUCUUCAACCGGCGCCAUACUCCAGCGACUGCUUGGCGGUCACUCAUAUCUCCUCAGGGCGACCCAGACGAGGGGAACAAAUGUCACAGUCACACUGUUAACCAGCUCCUCCUCUCCAUUAGAGGCGGACAGUCCACCUCUUAUUUGUCAGUAUGAAGUGCUGCCGCUCGGUUCCUCUGCUACCCCAUGGUUUGUGGGUCGCCCUGAAAGCGAGGAUCACCCUGGUUGGGUAAGUGUUUUGCUGAGGCAGCUGGCCAGUUGCCUCUCCUUUGGCACAGGAGAACUUAUUUUUGCGGGGACGAUAGGACCCUUUGUGAUGAUUCAGUUGCAGCGUCUACCAACGUCUCUCCGUAUGGAAUACUACACUCGUACCGGUGACUGCCUGCGUGGGGGUUUGUUGGCGGACCUUCGAAACGAAACCAGUGGGUUGAUGCAGUUGGCGCGGCGGUGGACCGCGCAGACGACAUCGUCCUCAUUGGAUGUCGCUACAGCUAUCGGGAUAACAGUUGUGGUGGAAGGUUGGGGGCUUGACUCGGGCGAAUUCCAUCUUGUGCGUCAAGAGUUUCCAUGCAAAGAUCUUGGGAUACGAAACGUCGCAAGAAAAGCUCUGAAUUUAUUUUCUGUACAGCUGUUAUUUGUUGUGGAUACCCCAGGGACUUAUAAGUUAUGUGCAUCCCUCAAUAAUGCCCUUUACAUAGUGCCAUCCGAUGGGCCUUUGACAGUAAAUCCAAGUCAGCUGCCGGUGCUGAAUCCCACGCCAUGUGGCGGCCCUUCAAAGGGUCCUAUAGAUGUGGCGGCACAUAUGACACCACAAGCUGGGCAUUCAUACCUUUUUUUUUCUAUCGAUGCGGCCUUGUGGCAUCGUGUGGAGGCUGAUGCAGUCGUGCACGUUGCCCCUUUGACAGCAUCCAUCACAUCUACGACGCUGGCGGUGACGGCAGGUCAACGUUACGGAGCUUCUGCGGUAUGCGUCUUCUACCUUCCCCGAAAUGAGGUGCCGCAAAGGGUUACCUACAAGUGGGGUGUGACUUCCAUAUAUGAGGGAAGGAGCAACAUUGUUCUUGCUGUGAACGGCAGUUUUUCUGGUGAGAGUCGUGUGGAAUUGCGUGCGUAUAGAUCAGAAAGGAAGGAACACAACGAUUCUGCUCUAGCGAUGGGGGAAAACAUGCUCCAAAGUUCUGUGGCGGACUUUCCUUUUUUUACCUCACUGGGGACGUGCAUGGGCCCCUUUACGGUGUCGGAUCAGCUUUUGACGCUUGUGGGCGGCGCGGAGGAGUCCCCAAUUUUUGUUGUGGCAUCUGUUGAUGGUAUUUCGUUGCAUGCAGAGCCGUUAACUCUGGCUUUAUCGCCUCUAGCUAUUUCCAUGUAUUCCUGCAAGAAUUGUACGAGUGGCUGGUGCUUUCGUGAUGAGUGCGUCUGUGUUGGCGAAACAAAUCGCACCGCAUACUUCUGCGUGGAAAAAACCUUGCCACCCUCAACCCCCCACUCCAAUUUGUUCCGCCUCGAGUUGUUGGUAUAUUUGUUGGUGUUGGGUGCGAUAUGCUCUUUUGUGGGAUUGGCUAUACAUCGUGGGAAUAAGCGACUUGCUAGACAAGCUGAGGGUGAGAGCGUGAGGUAG